Molecule: messenger RNA, 3770 nt
Organism: Ictidomys tridecemlineatus (thirteen-lined ground squirrel)
Lineage: Eukaryota; Metazoa; Chordata; Mammalia; Rodentia; Sciuridae
Gene: Kcnmb4
Product: potassium calcium-activated channel subfamily M regulatory beta subunit 4
Biological process (GO): detection of calcium ion; potassium ion transport
Cellular component (GO): membrane; voltage-gated potassium channel complex
Molecular function (GO): calcium-activated potassium channel activity; potassium channel regulator activity
Source: RefSeq, a predicted model, not a curated record
GGGGCGAUGGCGAAGCUCCGGGUGGCUUACGAGUACACGGAAGCCGAGGACAAGAGCAUCCGGCUCGGCUUGUUUCUCAUUAUCUCCGGCGUCGUGUCGCUCUUCAUCUUUGGCUUCUGCUGGCUCAGUCCCGCGCUGCAGGAUCUGCAAGCCACGGCCGCCAACUGCACGGUGCUGUCGGUGCAGCAGAUCAGCGAGGUGUUCGAGUGCACCUUCACCUGUGGCGCCGACUGCAGGGGCACCUCGCAAUACCCCUGCGUCCAGGUCUACGUGAACAACUCGGAAUCCAACUCCAGGGCGCUACUGCACAGCGACGAGCAUCAGCUCCUUACCAACCCCAAGUGCUCCUAUAUUCCUCCCUGUAAGAGAGAAAAUCAGAAGAACUUGGAAAGUGUCAUGAAUUGGCAACAGUACUGGAAAGAUGAGAUUGGUUCCCAGCCAUUUACUUGCUAUUUUAACCAAUAUCAAAGACCAGAUGACGUGCUCCUGCAUCGUACGCAUGAUGAGAUUGUCCUCCUGCACUGCUUCCUCUGGCCCCUAGUGACAUUUGUGGUGGGCGUUCUCAUUGUGGUUCUAACCAUCUGUGCCAAGAGCCUGGCAGUCAAGGCAGAAGCCAUGAAGAAGCGCAAGUUCUCUUAAAUGGGAUAGCCUUAUGGGAAGCAAAGCACAGAAGCUGCACGCCUGGGCACAUGUCCACCUGCAGAGCCCGUGUUUCCUGGAGCAGGAGAUGGAAGGGGCUGAGACAGGUCUCCGAGAGCCUCCUCCCUCAGUGGCAGCAGAAACAGGCACAACUGGAAGACUUGGAACCUCAUAGCUUAUAUUCCAUGUGUCGUAGCAAUGGCUAAAGGGUCAAGCUCUUAGCUAUAUGGAGUAACUGUUUCAGAAAACCCUAUAAGAAGUUGAUUUUCUUUGGAAAGUAACAGUAUAUUAUUUGUAUAGUGUAGUAUACAAACCAUUAUGAUUUAUGCUACUUAAGAAUAUUAAAAUAAGAGUGGUCUGUGUUCUUUUCUAUUUCCUUUUUUUUAUGCUUAGAACACCAGGGGUUUUAAAAAACAAACAAGGUUUUCUGCUUUUCAUUUGACUCUGCUAAAUUUAACUUUUACUUGACAGCAAGGAUUUCUGCAGAAGCCUUGAUCAUACUGUAUAACCUUCAGUUUCCACAAUUAAAGAGUAUCUUUUGAUUCCUCCUUGAAGAAUGAAUUAUGCACUGGUAAUUCCAGUUAUUUCUGUGUCUCCAUGUCCUCUACCACCUGCCUAGGCCUCACCCAUUAUUUUUUACUUCUUAAGAGAGUGAGACGAUUCUGAAGAAGGCCUGUCCACACUCUAAGAGCACAGGGCUCCUUGAUUCAUCCAUUCAUGUUAUUUCUGAUGAAUUUUUAUUUUAUCUCUGUGCACUCUAAUAUACAUGAUAUAAAGGACACUCUUCAGCUUACAAUUAAAGGCUGUUUUCUGUUUUUAAAUUUUAGGUCAAAAAAUAAUGCAAAGUCAGUUCAGAGCAUUUUUUUCUUUUUCUUUGUCCUUGAUUUGAUGUUCUGGAGGUAAUACAGGGAGAUUGCCACAGUUUCAUUUACUUAGACAAAUCUGGAGAUGUAACCCAGCUCCCACCACUGCUGCUGGGCUUUCUGUGCCUUGACCAAAAGGUCAUCAGAGAGACCAUACUUCUUUGCACCUGUUCAUAAACUCAGAUUCCAAAUACCAAUCACAGGUCUCAGUAAAUAUCAAAAUUAUAUUCAUUUACCAUGUAGAACCAAACCUUUGUUUAAAUGAAAUGUAGAUUUUUUAAUGGAGGAACCACUGACAAUAGUUCUUUCUGCUUCCUUUGCAUAUUCCACGGAUAUGUUUCUAUUAGGAGAAAGGCAAAUUGGAAUGUAAGGACAAGUUCCCUUCAAUUAUUCCCAUAGGAUUCAAAAAAAGAUCUGAAUUAUUGGGAAUGAUGAUUUCCUGACUUUUGGUCCAUAAACCAAUGUUUAUUUUACAAUGUAAAUUUUUGAGAGCAUUAUAAUUCUCUAUGAAAGAAAGUUGGAUGAGUCUGAUCACUUUUUUUUUCCCUAAUUCAAGCGUUACAGGUUUCACUGUGAAAAAGGCCUUGAACACACUAUUUAUGACAUCCUUUGAAGUAGCUACAGUGCCUUGACUUCAAUCCCAGUUUUCUGUUGCCGUGUCCCUGUUGUCUUAGCAACACAGUGACUAUUCUGAAGCAAGUAAUAUGAAACUGGGAAUCAGAGAAAAUCAUCAUCUUUGCAUUACAUGGGUGGGGAGAUGAAGUCUACUCUCUUCAUAUUAUCUUUAUCCAAGAGUCCAUGAUUACUUGAUGACAGAGAGUAGAUAAAAUUUAACAGUGCACGGACAUAUGUUCAUCUUGAGAAAAGGAAAGUUGAUAUAUAUCAAUCUGAGUUUUCAUUUGUCAGUUUGAUACUCAUGGUUUAUAUUAACUAAAUGCUUCCACUUAGGCUCAAAGAGCAUGUACAACUGUAUUGUAUGGGUUGAUUUUGGGGGGCAAGAGAAGAACACUGAAUCCAGGAGGUCUUACGUAGUUUUAGAGUCUAACUUGCUUAUAGCCAGUUAAAUUUGAGGCUCCUUAUUUAUACUUAACAAAGGUAAAGCCCAAAGAAGCAAGGAAAGGACCUUUAAGGUUAUAAAAGGCAAAGAAGCUUAACUUCUUAAUAUUUUCAUUCUCUUUUUGUAUAUAUCAGAAAAUGGACCAAGCUGCUAUAACAAAGAGGCCACAAAAUGGGAUGGCUCAUGUAAGAUAGAAGUUUAUUUCUUCCUCAAAAUGCAACCCAGAAGUAGUCUAUGAGUUGAGAGUCGGUAGGCCAAGUCUCUUUCACAUGGUAAUCAAGGGAUCCAGGAUUCACCUACCUGUUCUUCUCUCAUUACCAAGGGAGUUGUUCAUUCCAUGGUCAACAGGUCUCAGAGAAAUGCAUCUACUUUAUAAUUUGGAAAAAAAAAAAGGAAGUUGGGAGAAGGUAUUUCUUUUUAAGGAAGUUUCAUGCAUCACUUGUGCCCAAAUAUGUUCUUCUUAUUACCUAGCUUCAAGGAAGGCCAGGUUAUGUUUCCAGCUAGACAUGUACCCUAAUAUACUUCAGGGGGAGUAUUUCUAAAAGGUAAAAAAGGAGAGAAUGAAUAUAAAAUAAAAGACAAGAAAGAUGGACAGCACUCAGUGGCCCACAUCAUGAUGAAAAUCUGCUGAGCAGGCAUGGGAAAGAUUCCUCGCCCUGCCAGAAGGUCAAGUCCUUCUUGGCUGAACUGCAGAUCUGCUCUCUGGAAGAAACUCCCUUGUCCUUUGGGCUCUGUGGCCCCUUAAUUUGAACUCUAGAAAUGUUUUGCUAAUCAACUCCCAUGGUCACAUCUGAAACUUUUGAGGGGUCUUACGGCUUUAGCAGCUCCCUUUCUGCUGGUGCAGACUUAUAGACCUAGAUUACCUUAGGGAAUUAAACAACAGGCCCUUACAGGCCAGGAUUAUAGCUCACCAGUCUGUCAAAAGACUUCAACUCCUUUUUUGAUGUUGCUAACUGCUUUAAGCUUCACCAUUUCUCUUUCCCUCUGUGCUUCGCAUCUGGGCAAGCCCGUGGAAGCCUGGGUGACGCCUCCUUUGGGCCCAGCAGGAAGUUCAAAUCACCCAAACCCUGGCCUGCUUGCAGGAACCUUCACCCCAGCCUCAGACUCCAAGAACAAUAAUAAAAGCCAAGCCAGUUCUGGACCCACUUGGGGAGUCUACUGUGUCUCCCUGGAAAGUCUCUGUAUAUGAAUAAUAAACCUUUCAUACCCUU